UUAUUUGGUGCAGAAGGAAAUUACAAGGGCAACACUGUAUGACAUUGGGGAAAUUUUGGAGUCUGAUGUUUCGACAAAGUACAUUGUUGCAGCAAGAGGUGGCACCAAGGUUUUUGAAGUGGAAUGUGAUGAUGAGGAGACCCUUGGAAAUGUUAGCUGCAGCUGUUUGAAGUUCGAGUGUGAAGGAAUUCCUUGUUGCCAUAUCAUGGUUGUGUUGAUUACACUUGGUGCUGCGAUGCCACAAUGUUGUGUGCUAAACAGUGAACUGCUUAUGUUGGCAAAACCAGUUUUCGAAGAAGCAUCAUGUUCAAUUGAUGAAUAUAUGAGAUGGAAGGAGAUUCUUGAAGCGGAGCUCAAAGGAAAAAGAAAAAGAGAAGAUAUAGAGGGUGAAUCAAGUGGUAUUGAAGACAAAGAGAAUGGCUUAGAAGCUGAGGCAUCACCAAUAAAUGUCCAAGAUCCUGACAUAGUCCAAAGCAAAGGAGCUCCAAAGAGGUUCAAAAACUUCUUGGACAGGCCAAAUAAAAGGAGGUGUUCAGAAUGCAAGGCAACCGAUCACGACAAACGGACUUGCCCAAAAAUUAAAAGGUAUUUGCUACGGUCGGCUCUUGGGUAGCAAGCUGUUAUGUACGGGAACGUCUACCACAGGCGACAUCGCAGCUAGAGUGGCACGCGCCCACGACGCCAACACUGAUGCGGCAAUUGUAUCUUUGCUUUUUAGAUUUUGUAAGUUGGAACUGGUUGUGUAAAAGCCUGAACCUGAAGGCUAUUGCAAGUACGUAUCAUUUUAACAAAUAUUCGAGUGAAUGUGUAAGUGUUUCUGCGUGUAUAUAUGGCAUCAUUUCACAAAUCUGAAUAAGCACGUGUGUGCAAGCUUUCCAUC
Panicum virgatum (switchgrass) is the source of this 880-nucleotide messenger RNA. RefSeq lists its product as uncharacterized. The transcript has 3 exons. Bases 206 to 613 code for a protein of 135 amino acids. Lineage: Eukaryota; Viridiplantae; Streptophyta; Magnoliopsida; Poales; Poaceae. The record is from RefSeq and is a predicted model, not a curated record.